AUGGUUUCUCAGCCUCUGGUGGACUGGGACUCUGGUCUCUGCGAUUGUUUUGAGGAAGCCAGUACCUGUAAGAACCGAGUCCACAACUUUCACACGUUUUUAGUUUUUUUGUUUUCUGACAUUCAAGAGUAAAAGUGAAGUAACCUGAAGAUUCUUUUUUAUGCUUCUGUUGCAGGUUGCUAUGGUUUCUGGUGCUGUCCUUGCCUCGCCUGCACAGUGUCAGGGAGACUUGGAGAGAAUCGAUGUCUCCCAUUGUGUGACAUCUGCAGCCCUGCAAUCCUCGCAGUCUGUGGGCAUCCUCUAUUUAUUCCUCCUGCAGGCCUGUCAGUGAGGGCUGCUUUGAGAAACAGAUAUGGAAUCAAGGUAUGAUGUUUGUUUAUCAUCAGAUCAUGGAGCAUGUCUCUAAAUGAACAUAAUGAUGAAUUUAUAUUUGUUAAUAUUUGUGACGUUGUUCUCCUGCAGGGCUCUCUCUGCAGGGACAUCGCAGUGGCGUGUUUCUGCGGGUGGUGUAACUGGUGCCAGAUGCACCGGGAGUUAAAACAUCGUAAGAAAACUCCCACUGUCAUCAACAUGCAGAAUCAAACCAUUUUUACCACACAGCCUCCCCCGGUGAUGAUGAUGCCCCAAGGUAUGAUGGGCCAACCAGGGGGCUUCGUGACUCCACAAUACUGA
Molecule: messenger RNA, 672 nt
Organism: Xyrichtys novacula (pearly razorfish)
Lineage: Eukaryota; Metazoa; Chordata; Actinopteri; Labriformes; Labridae
Source: the annotation of a GenBank genome assembly